AGAUCUUUCGAUCGAUUUGUGGUCGACAGCUCAAUUUGACGGCGACACAAUGGCAUUCAUCGUCUGUAAAUUGCGGUAGCUAUAGUAAAGCAUAAAGACAAGACACUACACUAGAAGACAAGACAAUCAGCAUGCUGCGACAAUUCUCUUCCUUUAUGGCAUCCCGAAUGGGCGGCCGAUUUCCUUGUACGGCAUCGACUCGUUGUUGGUCUGGACCACGGCAAUUCUCCACCGUGAUGGCGCCAUCAUCACAAGAACAAGUCGAGCCCGAAACCGUCUUGAUUCAAACGAAUGAUGGCAGGACUUUCAAAGUACUAGACUCGAGAAAGCUACCUCCCCUCAAGCCUCAUAUAGUCAAGCGACGGCUCAGUCGCAUGAGAACCUAUGUCGAAGCCAAGAAAAACAUUCGACAUUCCCCCUGGCGGCUCAAUCUCAUUUGUCAAAUGAUUGCCGGCUUGACAGUACCAGAAGCCGACAAACAGUUGUCUUUUUGCGAAAAAUCAAGAGCUCCUCUGGUACAGAAAAUGCUCACGGCUGCCACGAGAAAAGCAGAGAAAAAGGAUGGCAUACAACCGGUACAACUCGAAGUGGCAGAGUGCUUUGUCACACGAGGCACUCCUCUGAAACGAAUCAAACCCAUGGCCAGGGGAAGGUUUGGCAAAAUGACACAUCCCUUUGCGCACAUUCGAAUGGUGCUAAGAGAAAUCGAUUUCAAACUCAAAAUAUACCAGGAACCAACCAUCAGUGGGAAAAAACAAUGGCUCAACAUGCAGAUUGUGGCGCAACAAGAGGCAGAAAAGGCAGAAGCGGAAAGACUCGAAUUGGAACAAUACAUGGCUCGACAACAAGAGAUCAAGGAAAAGGAGGACGCCAAAAACUAGAUAGACUAACUAUUACUACUAGACCAAAUAACUGACUAAGCUAUGGCUGGUUAGUGCUAAGAAACACUACCGGUAUAGCUAUACCUACAUGUACUAGAG
Seminavis robusta is the source of this 980-nucleotide messenger RNA. Lineage: Eukaryota; Bacillariophyta; Bacillariophyceae; Naviculales; Naviculaceae. The record is from the annotation of a GenBank genome assembly.